This is a messenger RNA of Oncorhynchus mykiss (rainbow trout), 5549 nucleotides long. RefSeq lists its product as uncharacterized. Lineage: Eukaryota; Metazoa; Chordata; Actinopteri; Salmoniformes; Salmonidae. The record is from RefSeq and is a predicted model, not a curated record. Gene Ontology annotation, biological process: regulation of transcription by RNA polymerase II; cell differentiation. Gene Ontology annotation, cellular component: nucleus. Gene Ontology annotation, molecular function: sequence-specific DNA binding; DNA-binding transcription factor activity, RNA polymerase II-specific.
GAGGAGCUUUCACCUGCCCACUCGUUCUGUCUCUCUUCCUCCAUCACACCUCUCUCUCUGAAGGAUAUUACUGCAUCAAUCUGUUAAACAACUUAAAGGACUCAAACAGAUAGUGUGUGUCGACAUGCUGGCUACUCUGGAGACGGUGAGAAUGGGUUAUAUCCCAGGCUGGCCCGGUCCUGCCCAGACCCCGGUAGAGGUGGACCUGGACGUCAUAGAGGAAUAUCUACAGGAACACUCCCUGGAUGUCCAACACACACCUCCUACGCCUCCUGCCACGCCCGCUCAGCAAACACACACACACUCACACCAACACCAGGAGACCAGCGUCAUAGAGAACAGCUGGUCUGGUCAGUAUGCCUACCAGUGGCAUUAUGACUAUAGUUCUCCUAAUAAGGAAUAUGAAAAACAGGCUCCGCCCACAGAAUGGCCUCGUCUUCAUGGCAACCACUGGGAGCACAGCACCUAUUCCAGUGAGACAACUCCCUGCAGUGAGUCUGACUCCUCCAGCUCCCUCUGUCUAGACUACCCUCCCUCCUCUCCCUCCGACCCUCUCUCCUGCCCCCCUGCUGAGAGGAGAGGCAGGAAGACGAGCGAAAUACUGCCCCUCACAUCACACUCAGGAAAGAAGAAGGAGCGUCUGUUCCACUUUCUGUUUGAGAUGCUACAGACCCCCUCCAUGCGGAGCUGCAUCUGGUGGGUACAGUCCUGCUCCGGCACCUUCCAGUUCUCCUCCCAGAACAAGGAGCGUCUGGCCCAGCUGUGGGGCCGAAGGAAGGGAAAUCGCAAGACCAUGACAUACCAGAAGAUGGCUCGAGCACUCAGAAACUACAGCAGAACAGGAGAGAUCUGUAAGGUGAAGAGGAAGCUCACGUACCAGUUUAGUGAGGGAACACUGAGGGGGCUGCAGGGAGCGUGUUAGGGAGAGUGAGAAGGAGGAACAUAUGCUAGCACAGUUACCUGGCAGGGCACAAAGAUAAAUACUGAGUAUUUGUAGGAUGAGGAAGUAGAAGAGGAGGAGCAAGAGGAAGAGGAGGAUGAGCAGGGGGAGGAGGAAGAGGAGGAGAAGCAGGAGGAGGAAGAGGAGGAGAAGGAAGAGUAUGAAGAGGGGGAGGAGGAGGAAGAAGAGCAGGAGGAGGAAGAGGAGGGUGAGGAGCAACAUCACCCUAACCCCUAACUCUUCAACAGGUAGACAUCAUGUAGAAGCUAGGGAAAGGGCCUUCAACAUGUAGAAGCUAGGGAAAGGGCCUUCAACAUGUAGAAGCUAGGGAAAGGGCCUUCAACAUGUAGAAGCUAGGGAAAGGGUCUUCAACAUGUAGAAGCUAGGGAAAGGGUCUUCAACAUGUAGAAGCUAGGGAAAGGGCCUUCAACAUGUAGAAGCUAGGGAAAGGGCCUUCAACAUGUAGAAGCUAGGGAAAGGGUCUUCAACAUGUAGAAGCUAGGGAAAGGGCCUUCAACACGUAGAAGCUAGGGAAAGGGCCUUCAACAUGUAGAAGCUAGGGAAAGGGCCUCCAACAUGUAGAAGCUAGGGAAAGGGCCUUCAACAUGUAGAAGCUAGGGAAAGGGUCUUCAACAUGUAGAAGCUAGGGAAAGGGCCUUCAACAUGUAGAAGCUAGGGAAAGGGCCGUCAACAUGUAGAAACUAGAGAAAGGGCCUUCAACAUGUAGAAGCUAGAGGAAGGGCCUUCAACAUGUAGAAGCUAGGGAAAGGGCCUUCAACAUGUAGAAGCUAGGGAAAGGGCCUUCAACAUGUAGAAGCUAGGGAAAGGGCCUUCAACAUGUAGAAGCUAGGGAAAGGGCCUUCAACAUGUAGAAGCUAGGGAAAGGGCCGUCAACAUGUAGAAGCUAGGGAAAGGGUCUUCAACAUGUAGAAGCUAGGGAAAGGGCCUUCAACAUGUAGAAGCUAGGGAAAGGGCCUUCAACAUGUAGAAGCUAGGGAAAGGGCCUUCAACACGUAGAAGCUAGGGAAAGGGCCUUCAACACGUAGAAGCUAGGGAAAGGGCCUUCAACAUGUAGAAGCUAGGGACAGGGUCUUCAACAUGUAGAAGCUAGGGAAAGGGCCUUCAACAUGUAGAAGCUAGGGAAAGGGCCUUCAACAUGUAGAAGCUAGGGAAAGGGCCUUCAACAUGUAGAAGCUAGGGAAAGGGCCUUCAACAUGUAGAAGCUAGGGAAAGGGCCUUCAACAUGUAGAAGCUAGGGAAAGGGCCGUCAACAUGUAGAAGCUAGGGAAAGGGCCUUCAACAUGUAGAAGCUAGGGAAAGGGCCUUCAACAUGUAGAAGCUAGGGAAGGGCCUUCAACACGUAGAAGCUAGGGAAAGGGCCUUCAACACGUAGAAGCUAGGGAAAGGGCCUUCAACAUGUAGAAGCUAGGGACAGGGUCUUCAACAUGUAGAAGCUAGGGACAGGGCCUUCAACAUGUAGAAGCUAGAGAAAGGGCCUUCAACAUGUAGACACCAUGUAGAAGCUAGGGAAAGGGCCUUCAACAUGUAGAAGCUAGAGACAGGGCCUUCAACAUGUAGAAGCUAGAGAAAGGACCUUCAACAUGUAGACACCAUGUAGAAGCUAGGGAAAGGGCCUUCAACAUGUAGAAGCUAGGGAAAGGGCCUUCAACACGUAGAAGCUAGGAACAGGGCCUUCAACACGUAGAAGCUAGGGAAAGGGCCUUCAACAUGUAGAAACUAGGGAAGGGGCCUUCAACACGUAGAAGCUAGGGAAAGGGUCUUCAACAUGUAGAAGCUAGGGAAGGGUCUUAAACAUGUAGAAGUUAGGGAAAGGGCCUUCAAUAUGUAGAAGCUAGGGAAGGGUCUUCAACAUGUAGAAGCUAGGGUAGGGCCUUCAACAUGUAGAAGCUGGGGAAAGGGCCUUCAACAUGUAGAAGCUAGGGAAAGGGCCUUCAACAUGUAGAAGUUAGGGAAAGGGCCUUCAACAUGUAGAAGCUAGGGAAAUGGCCUUCAACAUGUAGAAACUAGGGAAGGGGCCUUCAACAUGUAAAAGCUAUGGAAAGGGCCUUCAACAUGUAGAAGCUAGGGAAAGGGCCUUCAACAUGUAGAAGCUAGGGAAAGGGCCUUCAACAUGUAGAAGCUAGGGAAAGGGCCUUCAACAUGUAGAAACUAGGGAAGGGGCCUUCAACAUGUAAAAGCUAUGGAAAGGGCCUCCAACAUGUAGAAGCUAUGGAAAGGGCCUCCAACAUGUAGAAGCUAGGGAAAGGGCCUUCAACAUGUAGAAGCUAGGGAAAGGGCCUUCAACAUGUAGAAGCUAGGGAAAGGGCCUUCAACAUGUAGAAGCUAGGGAAAGGGCCUUCAACAUGUAGAAGUUAGGGAAAGGGCCUUCAACAUGUAGAAACUAGAGAAAGGGCCUUCAACAUGUAGAAACUAGAGAAAGGGCCUUCAACAUGUAGAAGCUAGAGGAAGGGUCUUCAACACGUAGAAGCUAGGGAAAGGGCCUUCAACAUGUAAAAGCUAGAGAAAGGGCCUUCAACAUGUAGAAGUUAGGGAAAGGGCCUUCAACAUGUAGCAGCUAGGGAAAGGGCCUUCAACAUGUAGAAGCUAGGGAAAGGGCCUUCAACACGUAGAAGCUAGGCAAAGGGCCUUCAACAUGUAGCAGCUAGGGAAAGGGCCUUCAACAUGUAGAAGCUAGGGAAAGGGCCUUCAACACGUAGAAGCUAGGCAAAGGGCCUUCAACACGUAGAAGCUAGGGAAAGGGCCUUCAACAUGUAGAAGCUAGGGAAAGGGCCUUCAACACGUAGAAGCUAGGCAAAGGGCCUUCAACAUGUACAAGCUAGGGAAAGGGCCUUUAACAUGUAGAAGCUAGGGAAAGGGCCUUCAACACGUAGAAGCUAGGGAAAGGGCCUUCAACAUGUAGAAGCUAGGGAAAGGGCCUUCAACAUGUAGAAGCUAGAGAAAGGGUCUUCAACAUGUAGACACCAUGUAGACGCUAGGGAAAGGGCAUUCAACAUGUAGAAGCUAGGGAAAGGGCCUUCACUAUGUAGAAGCUAGGGAAAGGGCCUUCAACAUGUAGAAGCUAGGGAAGGGCCUUCAACAUGUAGAAGCUAGGGAAGGGCCUUCAACAUGUAGACACCAUGUAGACGCUAGGGAAAGGGCCUUCAACAUGUAGAAGCUAGGGAAGGGCCUCCAACAUGUAGAAGCUAGGGAAAGGGCCUUCAACAUGUAGAAGCUAGAGAAAGGGCCUUCAACAUGUAGAAGCUAUGGAAAGGGUCUUCAACAUGUAGAAGCUAGGGACAGGGCCUUCAACAUGUAGAAGCUAGGGAAAGGGCCUUCAACAUGUAGAAGCUAGGGAAAGGGCCUUCAACAUGUAGAAGCUAGGGAAAGGGUCUUCAACAUGUAGAAGCUAGGGAAAGGGCCUUCAACAUGUAGAAGCUAGGGAAAGGGCCUUCAACAUGUAAAAGCUAUGGAAGGGGCCUUCAACAUGUAGAAGCUAGGGAAGGGGCCUUCAACAUGUAGAAACUAUGGAAGGGGCCUUCAACAUGUAGAAGCUAUGGAAGGGGCCUUCAACAUGUAGAAGCUAGGGAAAGGACCUUCAACAUGUAGAAGCUAGGGUAAGGGCCUUCAACAUGUAGAAGCUAGGGAAAGGGCCUUCAACAUGUAGAAGCUAGAGAAAGGGCCUUCAACAUGUAGAAGCUAGGGUAAGGGCCUUCAACAUGUAGAAGCUAGGGAAAGGGCCUUCAACAUGUAGAAGCUAGGGAAAGGGCCUUCAACAUGUAGAAGCUAGGGAAAGGGCCUUCAACAUGUAGAAGCUAGGGACAGGGCCUUCAACAUGUAGAAGCUAGGGAAAGGGCCUUCAACAUGUAGAAGCUAGGGACAGGGCCUUCAACAUGUAGAAGCUAGGGAAAGGGCCUUCAACAUGUAGAAGCUAGGGAAAGGGCCUUCAACACGUAGAAGCUAGGGAAAGGGCCUUCAACAUGUAGAAGCUAGGGAAAGGGCCUUCAACAUGUAGAAGCUAGGGAAGGGGCCUUCAACAUGUAGAAGCUAGGGAAAGGGCCUUCAACAUGUAGAAGCUAGGGAAAGGGCCUUCAACAUGUAGAAGCUAGGGAAGGGGCCUUCAACAUGUAGAAGCUAGGGAAAGGGCCUUCAACAUGUAGAAGCUAGGGAAAGGGCCUUCAACAUGUAGAAGCUAGGUAAAGUGUAUUCAGGGGCUACAGAAGGGACAAGCCUUUGAACAUUGGCUUUGAACAUUAUUUGUAAAUCUGAGGAUUGUCAUUAUAUGAAAACUACUUCAUAAGUAGAGUUUGAAUGAAUCUCAAAUGGCACUGAUUAUUUUAUACACCUAAUGAAGAAAAUGUUGGAUCGGAUGAUGUAUUUUUCUACACUUUCUUUUUGUUUUAAAUUUAGGUCUUUAAUCGUGUGUUUUGAUAAACUGGUUUAGAGAAGAUCCAUUUGUUCGGAAAUAACGUUUUAAACCAUUUGUCUUUUUGUCCUAUGAUUUUAAUAAAAUGUCUGGUAUCUGCCCUCAUACUGUGAUGGUGUUGGCCCAGCGUCGUCCGGGUUUGGCCGGUGUAGGCCGUCAUUGUAAAUAAGAAUUUGUUCUUUACUG